AUGCCAUCUACCGUAACCCUCCUCAUCCUCAUUUCCUUAUUCACAGCAACCGUAAUCUCUCAAUACGCCUACAACCCCCAAUUCUAUUCACAGUUUGCUCAACAACAACGAAACUACUACAGUAACCCAAGAACCUAUUAUAACAGUCCGGUUUAUGAUAACCUCUGGGGCGCGCCAGCCAACCAUGGUGAGUCUUCUGGAUAUGAGAAGACACCAUUCGCCACAGUAUGCGCCGGUCUAUGGGAAGUGAACCAUUCUGAAAAUUUAAUUAUCUGA
Molecule: messenger RNA, 276 nt
Organism: Caenorhabditis briggsae
Lineage: Eukaryota; Metazoa; Nematoda; Chromadorea; Rhabditida; Rhabditidae
Exons: 2
Coding region: 1-276 (91 amino acids)
Source: RefSeq, a predicted model, not a curated record